AUGGCUCAAAACGUAUCUCCCUUCCGAAGUGCAUCGUCACAGAUGCCUGCACUUACCCUAUCCGUCGGCCAACUCUUCAUCCAAUCCCAACUAUGCACCAAGCCCCAAUUACCCCCCGAGGACCUCGAUCUCUCAGGCCAAACAGCCAUCAUCACCGGUGCAAACAACGGAAUCGGCUUUGCAUGUGCCAAGCUUCUCCUCCAGCAUAAUCUAAGCCAUCUCAUCAUGGCGGUGAGAUCCAAAGACAAGGGCACUGCUGCAGCUGAGGAGCUUCGUCAAACAUCAGCAUCAACAAGUCCCCAGAUUGAUGUUUGGGAGCUUGACAUGGGGUCUUACCGCUCGAUUGAGGACUUUGCUAAGGGCUGCGAGACUCUGCCUAGGAUUGACCUCGUCAUUCUCAACGCUGGCAUGGGUGAUAUAACCUUCCAUCUUAACAAGGCAACAGGUCAUCAGGAGAUUGUGCAGGUCAACUUUCUCUCUAACAUGUAUCUAUCAGUUCUUCUCUUGCCUAUACUCAAGAGAAGGGCUCCAGCUCCGAAACCAGGCCGCCUCACUAUCGUCAGUUCCGGAACCGCCAUGCACUGCGAAUUACCUGAAGCCAAGACAGACCAUAUCAUCUCUGCGCUCGAUUCAGAAGCUAAUUUCGAUGGCAUGGGCCAUUACGGGAAAUCCAAGCUUCUCGGUCACUUCUUUAUCGACAAACUCUCUCAGCAUGUUGACCCAAGCGAUGUUGUCAUAAACCUUGUUGAUCCAGGCAUGACAAAGGGCACCGGGUUGAUGGACAAAGGGACUUGGCUGAUGAGAAUGGCGAUGGCCACAGCAACUAAGUUAGUCGGCCGUACGCAGGAACAAGCUGCCUCAACCUACGUUGAUGCAGCGAUAGUCAAAGGAGAGGAAUCCCAUGGGUCGUAUUUGAUGGACUGGAAGAUCUAUCCCUUCGGCGUAUACUACUACACUGAAGAGGGUAAGAGUGUUCAGGACAGGAUCUGGAGGGAGGUAAUGGAAGAGUUUGCGUUUGCUCGUAUGGAAGAGAUUAUACGUUCAUUGAAGAAGUAG
Molecule: messenger RNA, 1056 nt
Organism: Fusarium musae
Lineage: Eukaryota; Fungi; Ascomycota; Sordariomycetes; Hypocreales; Nectriaceae
Exons: 2
Coding region: 1-1056 (351 amino acids)
Source: RefSeq, a predicted model, not a curated record